This is a messenger RNA of Tricharina praecox, 1530 nucleotides long. Its product is annotated as ankyrin repeat-containing domain protein. The annotation marks the transcript as partial. The transcript has a single exon. Gene Ontology annotation, molecular function: protein binding. The record is from RefSeq and is a predicted model, not a curated record. Lineage: Eukaryota; Fungi; Ascomycota; Pezizomycetes; Pezizales; Pyronemataceae.
AUUGCUGCCUGUACAAGGGGAGAUGUUCCAGUCGUCCAGCGACUGCUGGAAAGUUGGGGCACCACCCGGGAUGUUGCGGCAGACACAACUGGAAUACCACCGCUUCUGUUUGCCUGUCUAGGCGGACAUGAGGCGAUCGUUGGAAUACUUUUGCGAGCUGGUGCAAGCCCCAACUUCGAAACAACAAAAGGAGGAACUGCUCUUCAAAUCGCCUGUAUGAAACAGAGCGAAGCUAUUGUCAAACAUCUAAUACGUGCUGGCGCCCAUGUGAAUACACCACCAACAGCUCACAACGGACGGACUGCCCUUCAAGCCGCCUGCGAAAAUGGGCACGAAACCAUCGCUGACCUCCUGAUUGCAGCUGGAGCCGAUGUGAAUGCACCACGGUCAAAAGGCGACGGACGGACUGCCCUUCAAGCCGCCUGUGAGAAUGGGCACGAUACCAUCGCUGAGCGCCUGAUUGCAGCUGGAGCCGAUGUGAAUGCACCACCGUCAAGAGACUACGGACGGACUGCCCUUCAAGCCGCCUGCGAAAAAGGGCACGAUACCAUCGCUGAGCGCCUGAUUGCAGCUGGAGCCAAUGUGAAUGCACCACGGCCAAAAGGCGACGGACGGACUGCCCUUCAAGCCGCCUGCGAAAAAGGGCACGAUACCAUCGCUGAGCGCCUGAUUGCAGCUGGUGCCAAAGUGAAUGCACCACCAACAGCUCGCAACGGACGGACUGCCCUUCAAGCCGCCUGUGAGAAUGGCCACGAAACCAUCGCUGAGCGCCUGAUUGCAGCUGGAGCCGAUGUGAAUGCACUACCGGCAGAAUACAUGGGAAAGACUGCCCUUCAAGCCGCCUGCGAAAAAGGGCACGAUACCAUCGCUGAGCGCCUGAUUGCAGCUGGAGCCGAUGUGAAUGCACCACCGGCAGAAUACAUGGGAAAGACUGCCCUUCAAGCCGCCUGUUUGAAUGGCCACGAUACCAUCGCUGAGCGCCUGAUUGCAGCUGGUGCCAAAGUGAAUGCAGCAGCAGGAUAUCACGACGGACGGACUGCCCUUCAAGCCGCCUGCGAAAAAGGGCACGAUAUCAUCGCUGAGCGCCUGAUUGCAGCUGGAGCCGAUGUGAAUGCACCACCGUCAAAAGGCGACGGACGGACUGCCCUUCAAGCCGCCUGCGAAAAAGGGCACGAUACCAUCGCUGAGCGCCUGAUUGCAGCUGGAGCCGAUGUGAAUGCACCACCGGCAGAAUACAUGGGAAAGACUGCCCUUCAAGCCGCCUGUGAGAAUGGCCACAAUACCAUCGCUGAGCGCCUGAUUGCAGCUGGUGCCAAAGUGAAUGCAGCAGCAGGAUAUCACGACGGACGGACUGCCCUUCAAGCCGCCUGCGAAAAAGGGCACGAUACCAUCGCUGAGCGCCUGAUUGCAGCGGGAGCCCAUGUGAAUGCACCACCGGUAAGAAGCAAAAGGACUGCUCUUGGGUAUGCCCGGAAAGAGGGACACGGAACGAUCGUCCAGCUUUUGCUCGCAGCGGGAGCCGAGGAAUGA